Amblyraja radiata (thorny skate) is the source of this 2047-nucleotide messenger RNA. It is a transcript of the gene hao1, whose product is annotated as hydroxyacid oxidase (glycolate oxidase) 1. The transcript is spliced from 8 exons. The record is from RefSeq and is a predicted model, not a curated record. Lineage: Eukaryota; Metazoa; Chordata; Chondrichthyes; Rajiformes; Rajidae. The coding region runs from base 106 to 1215 and encodes 369 amino acids. Gene Ontology annotation, molecular function: FMN binding; oxidoreductase activity.
AUCACGAGAGUUAAAUGUUAACUGUACGGAUAAACAUAGGGCAAUGUCACACACUUAGUUGCCGACUGAUUGCAUCGACCUCUCGCUCGAGCUAACGUUGAAAUAAUGUCCAGUAUCCCAGUGUGCAUCAAUGAUUUUGAAAAGGUCGCGGAAGGAAUUCUACCCAAAGCAGUCUACGACUAUUACUCUUCAGGAGCCGAUGAACAGCAGACCUUGAAGGACAAUGUGGCUGCUUUCUCCAGAUGGCAACUGUGCCCGCGUGUCCUCAGGGAUGUGUCAAACAUGGACUUAUCCGUGACUAUCUUGGGACAAAGAGUUAGCAUGCCCAUCUGUGUCUCUGCUACAGCCAUGCAGCGAAUGGCACAUCCAGAAGGAGAGGUGGCAACAGUGAGAGCUUGCAGGUCGCAGGGUACGGGCAUGAUGCUGAGCACCUGGGCUACCUCCAGCAUCGAGGAGGUAGCCGAGGCAGCACCCGAGGCCACGCGCUGGCUGCAGCUGUACAUCUACAAGGACAGGAAGGUCACCGCGUCCCUGGUGAGGAGAGCAGAGGCGGCUGGCUACCGGGGAAUCUUUCUCACUGUCGACACGCCGUACCUGGGCAAGCGUUUAGCGGACGUACGAAACAAGUUCAAACUGCCCCCUCACCUCAGGAUGGCAAACUUCGAGAACCUCGAUCUGUCCUUUUCCAAAAAGGACUAUGGGGAAGACAGUGGUCUGGCUGUGUACACUUCCAGUGCAAUUGAUCCCACCAUCAAGUGGCAGGAUAUCGCCUGGCUGAGACAAUUGACCAAACUGCCGAUCGUUCUCAAGGGCAUCUUAAGAGCCGACGAUGCCAGGGAAGCGGUUAAACAUGGAAUUGCCGGAAUACUUGUAUCCAACCACGGAGCAAGGCAACUAGAUUGUGUGUCGGCAACGAUUGAUGCUCUCCCUGAGAUCAUUGAGGCUGUGGAAGGGAGGGUGGAAGUCUACUUGGACGGAGGCGUGAGGAAGGGGACCGAUGUGCUGAAAGCUCUUGCUUUGGGUGCCAAGGCUGUGUUUUUGGGAAGACCAGCCCUGUGGGGGCUGGCAUAUCAGGGAGAAGAAGGAGUUCACAAAGUCCUUCAGAUACUAAAGGAAGAAUUCAGGCUGGCCUUAGCUCUUGCAGGGUGUCGCAAUGUGAAAGAAAUAGACGGGUCUCUCGUGAAGAAGGGUACCUGGGCAAGAUCACGGAUAUGAAGGAAGUCACGAAGCUGGAAUGAGACGAAGGAGUCGGCAAAAAUAUUGCCGCAGAGUGGUGGAACCACGGUUGGGAAUUCUCCUGGGAAUGAUUCUGGAUGGAAAAUUUACUCUCAUAAGGUGAUAAAUAAUAGGAGCAGAAUUAGGCCAUUCAGCCCAUCAAAUCCACUCUGCCAUUCAAUCAUGGCUGAUCUAUCUCUCCCUCACAACCCCAUUCUCCUGCCUUCUUCUCUAUAACCUCUGACACCCGUACUAAUCAAGAACCUAUCUAUCUCUGCCUUAUCCACUGACUUGGCCUCCACAGCCUUCUGUGGCAAAGAAUUCCACAGAUUCACCACCCUCUGACUAAAGACAUUUCUUCUCAUCACCUUCCUACAGGAAUGUCUAAUUCUGAGGCUCUGACCUCUAGUCCUAGACUCUCCCACUAGACUCUCGGUGAAAACACUGCAAUCACAAAAGGACUGUUUCUUAGUCCAAGCGAUAUCUUGAUUUACUGUAUAACUUACAACAGGGAAAUUCACAAGAUGAUAUAUUUUCUUUAACUUUCUCUAACCUUAUAGUGUAAGGUAAAAUCAUACACCAUAUGGGCAGAUCUGAUAUUAAAUAAAAAUUAAAUCUGAUGGAAACACUCACUCAGCCAGUCAGGCAGCAUCGGUGAAACAGAGUUAACAUAUCAGGUCAAAGAUUCUACAUCAAAACCCAUCUUAAUCAUAGUGAAGGGAGGAACUGCAGAGGCUGGUUUAAACUGAAGACAGACACUGGAGUAACUCAGCGGGUCCAGGCAGCAUCUCUGGAGAAAAGGAAUCGGUGAUUUCAGGUCAGGGCCAUUCUU